Triticum turgidum subsp. durum (durum wheat) is the source of this 732-nucleotide messenger RNA. The record is from the annotation of a GenBank genome assembly. NCBI's taxonomy places the organism in Eukaryota, Viridiplantae, Streptophyta, Magnoliopsida, Poales, Poaceae.
AUGCCCAACGGAAGCCUGGAUAAACAUCUAUAUAGCAGUAGGGAGGAUCAGCCUACUCUGAAUUGGACUUUGAGGUUUCAUACCAUCAAGGAUGUCGCGUCCGGCUUGCUUUAUCUGCAUGAGAGGUGGGAGAAAGUCGUCAUCCACAGAGACAUCAAGGCCAGCAACGUGCUCCUCGACAAAGACAUGAAUGCCCAGCUUGGUGACUUUGGGCUAGCAAGGUUGUACGACCAUGGGGCAGACUCACAAACCACGCACGUAGUCGGCACCAUGGGUUACUUGGCUCCGGAGCUGAUACGCACGGGAAGGGCGUCCCCUCUGACCAACAUGUUCGGCUUUGGCAUAUUUCUUCUUGAGGUUGCAUGCGGACAUAAACCCAUCAAGGAGAAUGCGCAAGGCGGACAGAUAGCGCUCGUCGACUGGGUGCUGAAGCAUUGGCGUGAUGGUACGCUCAUGGAGACGAUGGACGCGAGGCUCCACCGCGAGUUCGACAUCGACCGGGCGGGGUUGGUGCUCACCCUAGGGCUCAUGUGCUCACACCCUCUCGCUAGCGCGAGGCCUGGCAUUGUACAAGUCAUGCGCUAUCUCACCGGUGUUACGCCCCUCCCUGAGCUCUCACCAACAGACGUGUUCGCCUUGAUGCAAAACCAAGGGUUUGACGCAUCCGCCAUGUCGUAUCCUGAUUUGACGUCAAGCUUUGGCACAAUUUCUAGCCUCUCAGGAGGAAGAUAA